Messenger RNA from Marasmius oreades (fairy-ring Marasmius), 583 nucleotides. RefSeq lists its product as uncharacterized. The transcript is spliced from 4 exons. NCBI's taxonomy places the organism in Eukaryota, Fungi, Basidiomycota, Agaricomycetes, Agaricales, Marasmiaceae. The record is from RefSeq and is a predicted model, not a curated record. Bases 43 to 462 code for a protein of 139 amino acids.
AAGCGCCCGUACGGUGUAGGGUGACUUUGACCCGUUGCUCUCAUGUCUCAGGCCGGAAGUCUCUCUGAAAACCGUACGUCCGCUUCUCAAGAUGCUUCUCAAGAUGCGCUAUUAGAUCCUACAACAUUCGUCUUUCCUAAACCAUUUGAAUCCAACACCAUCACCAUCGAGUUUUGUGAUAGAUGUCGUUGGCUUCACCGAGCAACAUGGAUUCAAACAGAACUUUUCGUAACAUUCGGACCCUCAGUUAUUGGCACUAUUAUUCUCGUCCCUAGAAUUUCAGAUGAAACUGCUGGAAGGUUCCGAGUUUGGCUUUCUAUGCCCGGAACCGAACAGUCCCAGCCGAUUCUAGUAUGGGAUAGAAAAGUGGAAGGCGGCUUUCCAGAGUUGAAGGUUCUUAAACAACGAAUCCGUGAUAGAGUUCAACCGGAGAAGUCUCUUGGACAUUCGGACAGGCAUUGAAUUCGACACGCAUCGUUGCCAGUGGUAUAUCGGACAAUACGUAAGGCAGAGGCAUGAAAACUUGUACAGUAUCGUAGUGAAAACAAACACCCAAGAAUGCUAGUGCACGCUCAUAAUUUAG